CAACUUGUCUACGGCCAAAGUUUCUUUUGAUUCAGAAAUGGCAGAACCAAACUCCAAUACUCAUUUGCUCGAAGAGCUUGAGUCACUUAGCCAAUCCCUCUACCAAACUCAUAUAUCUACUACGAACCGAAGAACUGCCUCCUUUGCAGCGCCAAGAACUUCAGUUCCAUCCAUAUCAGCUCUGGAUGAGAUCAAAACAGCAAAAAUUGACGAGAAAUCGAAUACUAGAGUGCGUUCCAGGCGCAUGUCCUUGUCUCCAUGGCGUUCAAGGCCAAAACUUGAUGAUGAGGAUGAGCAGAAGAACCAAGGGAAGGUAGAGAGUCAGCCACAAAUCAAGAUUGUUGAUGAAAAGGCAACCAGUACCGCAGAAAAGAAGGGUAUUUGGAACUGGAAACCAAUCCGAGCUCUUUCACAUAUCGGGAAGCAGAAACUCAGCUGUUUGUUUUCAGUUGAAGUUGUGACAGUACAAGGCCUUCCAUCAUCCAUGAAUGGGCUGCGUCUUUCUGUCCGUGUUAGGAAGAAGGAAACCAAAGAAGGAGCAGUUAACACAAUGCCAUCGAGGGUUUCACAGGGAGCUGCUGAUUUUGAAGAGACCUUGUUCGUCAAGUGUCAUGUGUACUACACUCCUGGCAAUGGAAAGCAAAUGAAAUUUGAACCGAGACCAUUUUGGAUUUACGUCUUUGCAGUUGAUGCAGAAGAGCUUGAUUUCGGACAAAGUUCUGUCGACUUGAGUCACUUGAUUCAGAAAUCAAUAGAAAAAAGCUUUGAGAAUUCUCGUGUUCGACAAUGGGACAUGAGUUUCAAUCUAUCAGGAAAGGCAAAAGGAGGAGAACUUGUCCUCAAAUUGGGAUUUCAAAUUAUGGAAAAAGAUGGAGGUAUUGGUAUUUAUACUCAGGCUGAGGGAUCGAAGGCGAAUAAAUCAAAAAAUUUAUCAUCUUCUUUCGGCCGUAAGCAAUCGAAAACAUCCUUUAGCAUCCCUAGUCCAAAGAUGACAAGUAGAAGUGAAGCAUGGACUCCUUCACAGACAAAAGCUGCAGCAGAUCUUCAAGGAAUGGAUGACUUGAAUCUAGAUGAGCCAGCUCCAGUUCCUACACCUGCGCCGCCCUUGGAAAAGUUGGAAAAAGCAGAACCAAAAAUAGAAGAUGAUAUCCCAGACUUUGAAGUUGUGGAUAAAGGAAUUGAGAUUGAAGAGAACGAAGAGAUUGGCGAAGAGUCGUCUGAAGCAAACACAGAUGUAAAGUCAGCAUCAAGUGAGGUAGUUAAGGAGGUGGUGCAUGAUCAGUUACAUCUGGUAAGAUUAACAGAGCUCGACUCAAUUGCUCAGCAGAUAAAAGCUCUUGAAUCAAUGAUGGGGGAGGAAAGAACAGCUAAGAUGGAAGAUGAAACUGGAUCACAAAGACUGGAUGAAGAGGAAGAAACAGUGACAAAGGAAUUUCUUCAAAUGCUUGAGGAAGAAGAGGCUUUUGAAUUCAAACUCAAUGAUCCUGAAAUUAUCCCUCUGCAGCUUGACGGAGCUGAUAAUUCAAUAGAAGCUGACUCAAAGGUGUUUCUUCCAGAUCUCGGAAAGGGCUUAGGUUGUGUGGUUCAAACAAGAGAUGGGGGCUACUUGGCUGCCAUGAAUCCUUUGGAUACUUUAGUCGACAGGAAAGACACUCCAAAGCUAGCAAUGCAGAUGUCUAAACCUCUGGUUAUCCAAUCACAAAAUUCCACAAAUGGGUUUGAACUAUUUCAAAAAUUGGCAGCCAUUGGGCUUGAAGAGUUCAGCUCCCAAAUUUUCUCAUUGAUGCCAAUGGAGGAACUAAUGGGUAAGGCAGCAGAACAGAUAGCUUUUGAAGGCAUUGCAUCUGCCAUUAUCCAGGGUAGAAACAAAGAAGGUGCUAGUUCUAGUGCAGCCCGUAUCAUUGCUGCCGUUAAAGACAUGGCAACUGCAAUGAGUACUGGUAGGAGGGAGCGAAUCUCAACAGGAAUUUGGAAUGUGAAUGAAAAUCCACUUAGAGCGGAGGAAAUUUUGGCAUUCUCAUUGCAAAAGAUUGAGGCAAUGGCAGUGCAAGCCUUGAAAGUUCAGGCAGAUAUGUCAGAGGAAGAAGCUCCCUUUGAUGUUUCUCCGCUAGGCGAAAAGGGUCAUGAUCGACCCCUGGAUUCUGCUGUUCCAGUUGAGGAUUGGAUUAAAAAAUACAGCUUGAUUACUCCCCAAAAAGAAGUAGGGGAACCAACAAUCUUUCUAGCAGUGGUUGUCCAGCUGCGGGAUCCAUUAAGACGAUAUGAGGCAGUUGGAGGUCCAGUGGUUGCGCUUAUUCAUGCUAGUUAUGCCAACACAAAAGUGGACAAGUAUGAUGAGGAAAAGAGAUUCAAAGUGACAAGUGCGCAUAUUGGAGGUUUGAAGGUAAGUACAGGAGGAAGGAAAAAUAUUUGGGUCAGUGAGAGGCAGAGGCUCACCGCAAUCCAGUGGCUUGUUGCAUAUGGAGUGGGAAAGGCAGGAAAAAAGGGUAAUACUGUGUUAUCGAGAGGGCAAGAUUUGCUAUGGAGCAUAUCCUCGCGAGUAAUGGCUGACAUGUGGCUUAAAGAAAUGAGAAAUCCAGAUAUACGGUUUGCAAACUGAAAUGAGACUUUCCAUUCCACUCAUAAGACCUGGAGUAGCCUUCUUGCAAUCUGACCUGCAUUCCGGAAAUGAAGGUUAGAGUAAAAAAGUAUUUUUAUGUGCACGCAUUCUCUGUUUCCUUACAAUGGUAGCACCAAUUUCCCAAGAAAACCUUUAUUAAACAAGGAUUUCAAAUUUCAAUGUAUGUGAUCUGAUGCAGGUGUAAGUAGCUUUAUCAAAAUAUUUUUGUAAUGGAAAAACAUUCUCAGUUCA
Messenger RNA from Tripterygium wilfordii, 2851 nucleotides. Its product is annotated as protein PLASTID MOVEMENT IMPAIRED 1. The record is from RefSeq and is a predicted model, not a curated record. The transcript has a single exon. Bases 38 to 2599 code for a protein of 853 amino acids. NCBI's taxonomy places the organism in Eukaryota, Viridiplantae, Streptophyta, Magnoliopsida, Celastrales, Celastraceae.